UUUCCACACGAAAUGUAUACCCGCGGUUAGGAAUCAGAGAAAUCACCAAAUUUUAAAUUAGUUUAUGCUUGCAUAGCUGUGUUCUUCAGGGCUUCCUGAAUCUGCUCAGGAAAGCCGGAAAGUCGACGAAAAUGAAUCUUGGAAUUGCAAAGUGCAAGCUAUAUUCCACCCAGAACUUUCCGGCUGUACUAUGGAUAAGGGCAACACGUCAGCUCUUCAUUCAACGUUUUUUCUGCGAAUCAGACAGCUUGUGGUUGUCUGAAAAACAUGGACCCAGAAUUCAUCUACCGUCCAUCAGCUAUAUAUACAUCCUCUUUUCUCCUCAAAUCACAACAAAAUAGUUGAGAGCCAUUUUUUUUGGUUGUUGGAAAUUUUGAUCUCUACUUGCGAGAUUAUGACGAUUGGGUCGGCCUUUGCAAUCAGCGAAGGGAAUCUGGUCAUACAAGGGAAAGUGGUGCUCACGGAAGUUCCCCACAAUGUCUUUCUGUCAAAUGAUGAGCCGUCGAAUUCUGUAUUCCUCGGAGCAAAAUCUUCUCACCCUAGCAGUCGCCAUGUCUUCAAGCUUGGACAACUCCAGGGAUAUAGGCUGAUGUGCUUGUUCCGCUUCAAGUUAUGGUGGAUGCUACCUCAUGCGGGAAACUGUGGCAAGGACGUACCUGUGGAAUCGCAGAUGUUGUUGUUAGAGGCCAGACAAAAGUGUGCUGUGGACCUGAACAAUGGGGACUAUACCUCCGACGAUGUAUUCUAUAUCCUGUUUUUGCCUGUCUUGGAGGGUUCAUUCAGAAGCAGUCUGCAGGGUAACGAAGCAAAUGAAUUAGAAUUAUGUGUAGAAAGCGGAGACCCUGCGGUGCAAACCACACAGGCAUUGCAGGCUGUAUUUGUCAAUGCAGGGGAGAAUCCAUUUGAGCUCAUAACUGAGUCUUUCAAGGCUCUGCAGAAGCAAAAGGGCACAUUUGUUCAACGCGAAAGGAAGAAGAUGCCUGGAAUCCUUGAUUGGUUUGGGUGGUGUACAUGGGAUGCAUUCUACACCGAUGUCAAUCCAGAGGGAAUAAGUCAAGGUUUGCAAAGCUUGGCAGAAGGAGGUACUCCAGCAAGGUUCCUUUUAAUUGACGAUGGUUGGCAAGAAACAAUCAAUGAAUUCAAAACAGAAGGAGAACCAUUUAUUGAAGGCACCCAGUUUGCAACAAGGCUAGCUGAUAUCAAGGAAAAUAAAAAGUUCCGGAAACAUGGUCAAGAAGGUUCCGAAGAAUUGGUUGAUGGUUUGCAUGAUAUUGUUAAGCAUCUCAGAGAAACCUACGACCUCAAGUAUGUGUAUGUAUGGCAUGCGCUAGCAGGAUACUGGGGUGGUCUUCUACCAUAUGCUCCAAAUCUAAAGAAAUAUGAAGCAACCUUAAAUUAUCCAGUACAAUCACCAGGAAAUUUAAGCAACGUGCGUGAUAUAGCCAUGGACAAUAUGGAAAAAUAUGGAAUUGGAAUCAUUAACCCCAACAAGAUUGGGGAAUUUUACAAUGACUUGCAUAGAUAUCUUGCUUCAGCAGGAAUAGAUGGUGUCAAGGUAGAUGUGCAAAAUCUAAUUGAAACCCUUGGUGCCGGAUUUGGAGGCCGAGUAUCUCUAACUCAAAAAUACCAACAUGCUCUGGAAGAUUCUAUAGCCAGGAACUUCUCUGAGAAUGCCUGCAUAUCUUGUAUGAGUCACAACACUGAUUCAAUUUACAGUUCCAAGCAGACUGCUAUUGUAAGAGCAUCAGAGGAUUUCAUGCCAGGGAAUCCAACGUCGCAAACUCUCCAUAUUAUUUCUGUGGCCUUCAACAGCCUACUUUUGGGAGAGGUGAUGCUGCCUGAUUGGGAUAUGUUUCAUAGUAAACAUAUUGCAGCAGAAUGUCAUGCUGCAGCACGGGCUGUGGGAGGCUGUGGAAUAUAUGUCAGUGAUAGGCCUGGUGAUCAUGACUUCAAGGUCCUGAAAAAGCUUGUCCUCCCUGAUGGAUCAGUACUUCGAGCAAGAUUUCCUGGAAGGCCCACCCGCGAUUGUCUCUUUGUUGAUCCCACAGGGGACAAGAAAAGCCUGCUCAAGAUAUGGAACAUGAAUGCAUGCACAGGAGUUGUAGGAGUGUUCAAUUGCCAAGGAGCUGGAUGGUCAGAUGAGCAUAAAUGCAUUGAGGCCUAUGACAGUCCUCCUGAAUGUGUUACAGGUUGUGUCCGUCCAAUAGAUGUGGAAUCUUUACUAGAUGUUGCAGAGGGAGAAUGGAAUGGGGAUUGUGCAAUGUAUGCCCAUAAUACAGGAAACCUUACAAAGCUCUCAAAAACAGGAUCUUUGACAGUGUCGCUUAAGAUUCUAGAUUAUGAAGUUUACACAGUCAGUCCCAUAAUGGAUUAUAAGAGUAAUGUUUGUUUUGCACCUUUGGGACUCAUUGAUAUGUAUAAUGCUGGAGGUGCUGUUGAGAGUAUAGAGUAUACUGAUGAAGACAAUAAGUUUUCACUUAAGAUGACAGUGCGAGGCUGUGGAAGAUUUGGAGCAUAUACAAGCAAGAACCCAACAAGCUGCCUUGUGAAUAUGAAACAAGUAGAACAUUCUUAUGAAAGUAGCAACUGUUUACUAACUCUCAUUAUUCCAACUUAUGUUGCCUCAAAAAAAAUCACAAGUCAAGAAAUUGAAGUUCAAUUCUGAAUUGAACAGUGAUUGAUACUGAUUGAUAGAUAGGGGCAGUAGCUAAUCUGGCUCCAAAAACAUCACGUUUUCUGCAUAAUAACAUGAAGGUUGGUCAGCCGUUUUGGAGCCAGAUUAACCACGUCCAUAGAUAGAAGAUUGAGAAGAUUGAUGGCCUUCAGAUGUGCCUUAAGAUUCAUUCAUGUGGGGAAAUACCUUCACCCACUAGUUAAUAGUUUGUAUGUGAUAACUUGAACGUUUAUUCAAAAAUUGAAAAUGAAUAUAUGUCCCAUGGAUUUAGUUUUGUA
Cryptomeria japonica (Japanese cedar) is the source of this 2952-nucleotide messenger RNA. Its product is annotated as probable galactinol--sucrose galactosyltransferase 2. The record is from RefSeq and is a predicted model, not a curated record. The coding region runs from base 395 to 2665 and encodes 756 amino acids. Lineage: Eukaryota; Viridiplantae; Streptophyta; Pinopsida; Cupressales; Cupressaceae. The transcript has 14 exons.